AUGUUUUCUUCUCUUUUUAACUUAGUUUCAUUGCUUCUCUUCUUGUCCUCCCUUGUAAUAAUUCUACUUAGAAAAUGGAGUAAAAACAAAAAACAAAGAUUGCCUCCAGGGCCAUGGAGACUUCCCUUUAUUGGAAAUCUUCAGCACUUGAUCGGAGGAGGACUUCCACAUCGCCUUCUUAGAAAUUUAUCGCAAAGAUAUGGACCUAUUAUGUACUUGCAACUCGGGCAAGUUCCUGUUGUGGUCAUAUCAUCACCUACUAUUGCACAAGAAAUUUUAAAAACUCAUGACCUCGCUUUUGCUGAUAGGCCACAAUUUGUAUCCACAAACAUCAUAUUUUACAAUAAUAAAGACGUUGCAUUUUGCCACUAUGGUGACUAUUGGAGACAAAUGCGUAAAAUUUGUAUUGUUGAACUUCUUAGUGCGAAGAUGGUCAAGUCCUUUAGUGGAAUUCGACAAGAUGAGCUUUCAAGUCUCAUUUCAUCUAUUCGUUCCACAAAGGGCUCUACAAUAAAUAUGACGGAAAAAGUUUUUCAGUUUACGAAUUGUGUUACUUGUAGAUCAGCUUUUGGAAAAAUAUGCAAAGAUCGAAACGAGUUCAUAACACUUCUAAAGGAAGUACUUGUCUUUGCUGGAGGAUUUGAUGUGGCUGAUUUGUUCCCUUCUUGGAAGUUACUUCACAAUAUAAGUGGUGUGAAAUCUAGAUUGGUGAAAGCACAUCAAAAGAUUGAUGCAAUUAUGGAAAAUAUCAUUAAUGAACAUAUUGAAAAUAAAGCAGCUGGGAAGAAGGGAAAUGGUGAGUUUGGAGAUGAAGAUUUGGUUGAUGUUUUCCUUAGGGUGAAAGAGAAUGCGGAACUUCAAUUUCCAAUCACAAAUGACCAUAUUAAAGCUGUGAUUUCAGACAUCUUUAUUGCUGGAACUGAAACUUCAUCUGCGACUAUUAUUUGGGCACUAUCAGAAUUGAUGAUGAACCCAAAUGUUAUGGCCAAGGCCCAAAGUGAAGUGAGGCAAGUUUUUAAGGGAAAGAAAAACUAUGGUGAAGAAGACAUUGAAAAGUUGACAUACCUAAACUUAGUGAUUAAGGAAACACUAAGGCUACAUACUCCAGUUCCUCUUAUAGGACCUAGGGAAUGUAGGGAGAAAACAAAUAUAGAUGGACACACCAUUCCUCAUAAUACUAGAGUACUUGUCAAUGCAUGGGCACUUGCGAGAGAUCCAAAAAAUUGGGAAAAUCCUGAAUGUUUUAUACCAGAGAGAUUCGAGAACUCUUCGGUUGACUUUAUGGGAAAUCACUUUGAGUUUAUCCCGUUUGGUGCAGGAAGAAGAAUGUGUCCAGGAAUACAAUUUGGUUUAGCUAAUGUUGGACUUCCUUUGGCACAGUUACUCCACCACUUUGAAUGGGAACUCCCAUAUGGAGUUAAUCCAAAAGAUUUGGAUAUGACUGAAACACAUGGAAUAACUGCAUCAAAAGCGAAAGAUUUGUAUAUAAACACCACAAAUUAUAAGAACGAUGAAGAACUUUGA
Solanum verrucosum is the source of this 1524-nucleotide messenger RNA. RefSeq names its product premnaspirodiene oxygenase-like. NCBI's taxonomy places the organism in Eukaryota, Viridiplantae, Streptophyta, Magnoliopsida, Solanales, Solanaceae. Gene Ontology annotation, molecular function: heme binding; iron ion binding; monooxygenase activity. The transcript is spliced from 2 exons. The coding region runs from base 1 to 1524 and encodes 507 amino acids. The record is from RefSeq and is a predicted model, not a curated record.